Messenger RNA from Annulohypoxylon maeteangense, 1136 nucleotides. RefSeq lists its product as uncharacterized. The record is from RefSeq and is a predicted model, not a curated record. Bases 247 to 888 code for a protein of 213 amino acids. NCBI's taxonomy places the organism in Eukaryota, Fungi, Ascomycota, Sordariomycetes, Xylariales, Hypoxylaceae. The transcript has a single exon.
UAGAAAGAAGAAGGGUAUUACAAACGCGAUAUCACGACGGACUAUCUCGGUAUGCAUGGGAGUAGUAUUUAAUGAUAAGCUUCAGCCCUCUUUCGUAACUUUGAAAUUCUUCUCAUCAUCACCAUCACCAUCACUAUCAUUACUACCAAUACCAAACACCAAUACUAACACCAACACCACGUCACUCACAUCUCAACACAACAAACUACUAUCUCAACCACCACAAACAAAUCAAACCCAUCCACCAUGGCCCCCGUAACCGAAUUCGUCUUCUCAACCCUCAAACCCACCUCCUCCCCCGAAUCCAUCAACCCCAUCUUCGCAACCCUGAAAUCCCAACCAGGCAACCAAGCCGUCCGCUCCUCACCCACCACCGAAGACCCCUCGCAGAUCCGCCUCCUCAUCGACUGGGACGCCAUCUCCUCGCACUUCGCCUUCCGCGCCACAGACGGCUACAAAGCCUACCUCUCCUCUCUAGCUCCGCACGCCACCGCCCCGUCUAAGAUCCUUCACGCGGAGCUCACGCCCUUCCCUCCUGUCGUCCUGGAUAAGAGUCCCGUGACGGAGGUUCUCCUCGUGUAUUUCUCGCCUGACGCGGAUGAAGUCGCGACUUUGGCUUUGGCGAAGGUUCUUGCGGAGAAGUUGACUGCGGCGGACAUUGCUGGGACGACUGGGUUAAGCGCUGUGGGAUGGUCCGUGGAGAAGGACGUGGUGUUUAAGGGGGAGAAGACGCGUGCGUUGGUUGUGCUGUUGGGAUGGGAGAGCGUGCAGGCGCAUGAGACGGCCAGGGAUACGGAUGCGUUCAAGGUUGCUAUUACUGAGUUCCAUGAUGCGGCGAAGGGGCUUAAGGGGUUUGAGAUUGAACAUAUUAGUGCUAAGGCUUUGUGAGCGGGAUAUGUUUGGGUUGGACUUUGAUAGGACGAUGUAGAUGGGAUGAUGGUGAUGGAGGUUUGGGUUUGGAGAUAGACUGGAAUGAUUGAUGAAUAGACCUUCUUUGGCUCGCGAGUAUCUUGAUUUGAUCGGCUUGAAUUUGUUUUAUGACGAUAGUGUAAUGAAAACUUGGUUCACAUAUAGCAUCGAAAGCGAGAGAAGAGUAGGUAGUCGCCCAAUUUGAUCUCGGAUAUUCGGACUAUCUA